This is a messenger RNA of Labeo rohita (rohu), 3696 nucleotides long. It is a transcript of the gene inha, whose product is annotated as inhibin subunit alpha. The transcript has 2 exons. NCBI's taxonomy places the organism in Eukaryota, Metazoa, Chordata, Actinopteri, Cypriniformes, Cyprinidae. Gene Ontology annotation, molecular function: growth factor activity; cytokine activity. Gene Ontology annotation, biological process: SMAD protein signal transduction. Gene Ontology annotation, cellular component: extracellular region. The coding region runs from base 190 to 1230 and encodes 346 amino acids. The record is from RefSeq and is a predicted model, not a curated record.
AGACACAUAAGCUGGGUUUGAUUCCAGCUCUCUCAUGAAAUAUUGAAUCAAAAAGUGUUUAUAGAUUUCUUUGAGAACUUAUUGUAAUAUAUCUUUGAAAACAUUCUCUACCAUUUUUUUCUCUCUCACUUUUUGUUUUUGAGCUUGUAAUUUUCAUUGUCUGAUUUUAACCUCUGUUGAGUUUUGAGGAUGAUUACCUCGACCAGCUUUUUGUCUUCAUUUGCUUGCCUGAUGCUGUGGGCUUUGUUGUCACCUCCGCUGGUCCAGGCCUGUCAAGGAGAUGAAUUACCGCGUGACAUGGUGCUUGGCUGGCUGAAAAGACGGAUCCUUGAAGGUUUGGGAAUGGACGAGCCUCCUCUGCCAGUGCUGCAGCUGCCAGCAUGGCAAGCGGUGAACAAAGUUGUGCAUCAUGUAGCUUCACGAAUGACUAGGGAGACAAGAGUGGAAAGAAGACACCAUCAGGAGUCCUCGCAGGUCAUUCUGUUCCCAAGCUCAGAGUCUACAUGCAAGGACAUGCCUGAUAACGCCUCUGAGGCUGUAUCCAGUCACUUUACUUACUACUUUCAGCCCUCUCUGGACAGCCAGGACUCCAUCAUCACUUCUGCUCACUUCUGGUUCUAUGCUGGAGAGGCCGUUGCUUUUAGCAACAUUUCAGCGCCCAUUUUCAUCCUCACCGCUUACCAGAAGCUGCUCCAAGCAGCUGCAAGUCCAGUCAAACACAGCACUGAUGGCUGGACCACCUAUAAGUUAGAUCUCCAUCUCCAUGCUGUCAUGGCUGUUGGCCCUUUCAUGCUUCAGGUCCGUUGCCCAUCCUGCAGUUGCUAUGAUUCAGAAGAUAAAACACCCUUUCUGCACCUCCACACCCGUUCAAGUAGUCCCGACCGCUUACGCAGGGCACCUAAAAUCCCUUGGUCACCAGCUGCUAUUGAAAAGCUCAGAAGACCUUCUUCUGAUGACACAGACUGCAAAAGAGAACAGAUAGAAAUCUCCUUCGAGGACCUUGGCUGGGACAACUGGAUUGUUCAUCCCAAAGCCUUCACUUUCUACUACUGCCAUGGCAACUGCUCCAGCGCUGAGCGCACUACUACCCUACUUGGGAUCAACCAAUGCUGCGCUCCUGUCCCAGAGAGCAUGAAGUCACUCCGUUUCACCACCACAUCAGACGGGGGGUACUCAUUCAAGUAUGAAACCCUGCCUAACAUCAUACCAGAAGAGUGCAACUGCAUCUAACACUCUGCUGUGGCUUAGCUUUAGGAGCAUCUGCAGCGAAUAUGUUCUUUUCAAACACAAACCAGCUACUUUAAAUGAAUGAUUAAAGCAAAAAAAGCAUGCAUUAAAUAGUGUGAUAGAUCACUUCUGUACUUGUAACUUUAAUUUUAGCAAAGUCUAACCUUCAUUAACAUUACAAUUUUUUUGAAACGUUGGUUUUCCUAAGACCUUGCUCAGUAAUGUUUAUCAAACAUAUAUAGAAUCAAAUGAGAACAGUUUUGCAGUUUAUUUCUUUAUGCAAAUAAAACAGUGUGUACUAAAUUAAACAGACAUUCACAGAGAAAAGCAUCUUAAUCUUGUACACUAAACCCUUCAAAAAAUAAUUUUAAAAUACCUAAAUUGCACAUUACCCAGAUAUCUAUGACAAUAAAGAAUAAAUGUCCGAAAAGGAGAUGUGUCAUUAUUAUAGCCUUUUAUCCACUUUUACCCCUAAGUGAGAUACUGUAAAAUUUAAAAUAAUUAAAUACAAAUAAUAAUUUCUCUUGCCUACUUUGAAACAAUAUAUAAACACUACACAUUCUUGUUUUUAAUCUAGGUCAUUAUUCAAAUGUGUUAAUUAAUAAAGAAUAUCAAAAUUAUGUUAAGAGAAAUACAUUUGAGGUCAAAAGUUUACAUACACCUUGCAGAAUCUGCAAAUAAAAGGGGAUCAUACAAAAUUAAUGUUAUUUUUAUUACAGCCCCUGGCAAUUUACAUUCGAAAUAAUCCAAAAAUCUAGAGUUUUAGUAUUGUUAACAGACAAAAAAUGAUACUGCUUUAUGCAGAUGAUAUUUUGCUAACUAUAACAACCCGCAAAUAUCAUUACCUGAAUUAACUGACUUGAUCAAGCAAUUUGAAGUUAUUUCCAGAUAUAAAGUUAAUUUUCACAAGUCAGAGAUAAUGUCGUUAGGAUCACUAAACGUGUCAGAGCCUAAUUUCAUGAAACCAUUCAAAUGGUCCCCUAGUGCUUUCACGUAUUUAUAUAUCUGUAUGACACCCAAACUUUCACAUCCUUAUGACGCCAAUAUUAAAACAUCAAUAUCUCAUAUCAAGGAAGACUUCACAAGAUGGUCAAAACUUCCAGUCUCUUUCUCAGGAAGAAUAAACCUUAUAAAUAUGAUAAUAUUCCCAAAAAUUCUAUACCCACUAUCCAUGACUUUUUUAAACCUGACAAAUGCUGAUAUAAAAGAUCAAGAGUUUUGUAACCCAGUGUCUUUAAUCAACUUACUAGACCAGAAAACACAAAUUCCUGACAAGGUAAAAGAAAACCCACUCAUUAUUAGAGUUGUCAAAACCUGGUCACAAAUCAGAAGGUCUCUCAAGUAAAGUCAGAGCCUGCCUAUCCUAUCUACACUGACUAGUAAUACAAAUUUUUACCAUGCAGUGGUUUUUAAUUAAUCCGUAAAAAUAAUAUCCCCCUUUUUUAUAUUGAGCCAUUCUCAGAUGCCUGUCGGUGUCAGGCCACUCCCAUGAUAGUUGAUUGACAUGAGUAUCUCACCUCAGACCCGCCCUGAAUCAGCUGUAACAGUCCAACCUCGAUUGUUUUGAUGCCGGAGCAGGGAUGUAAGUUAGACAAGAAUAUCUCCGAUUGAGGUGUUGUGUUGCUGUAUGUAAUAAUGAACAUAAUGGUCGUCAUUUACUCCCGACAUCUGAGCCACUGAAGAUGCAGUGGAUUACGUUUUUUUUUAAUAAAUCUUUGCGAUCGUCUUUUCUAAAAACAUGCUUGUUAGCAAGUUAAAUGCGGCUAAAGUAAACAGGCUCGUCACUCCACAAAGAGAAGAGAGGGGUGGGGCGAGCAGAGCUCAUUAACAUUUAAAGCAACCUCGACCAGAAGAGGAUGAUUUUUUGCAGAGCUGAUUUUGGCAAGGUAAAAAAAAAGUGUUAUUUACACCACCAUCGAGAAAUUUUAACCAAAAUUUUUGACGAAUAUGUCUGGGAAGAUAUUAGACUACGCUUGAAUAUCUCAGUCUGCAAUAGAUUUAAAGAAAUGCAAUUUAAUACUGUACAUAGAGCUUAUAUAUCUCCAAAUAAAUAUAGUAAAAUAAAUAAUACUUUAUCACCCCAAUGUCCCAAAUGCAGUAUCAGCACAUUCCUCUUUUUUGGAAUACUCAGAUGUCUUUAAACAUUUGCUGAUGUUGGGGAGAAAAUUAAUUAUGUAUAAAUGGGCUGGGACAGAAUGCCCUCUUAUCAAGGACUGGAUAAUCCUGAUUAAAGAAACCAUACUGAUGGAAAAGAUUGGACAUAUAUUAAAAGGUAAAUCUAACUAAUUUCAGAAGCUGUGGGAAAUUUCUACUGUCAAAACUGUCUUUGGAUUGAUUUCAAGUCUACUAGUAUCCUUAACUGUCUACAUGAUGGUACUGUAAUAUUGUUUUGGAUUAGACCACACUGCUCUAGUGUUUAUGCUUUACCCAUUACUGUGUAUGCAGAUUAUUCUAAAAAACUCAAUAAAA